Molecule: messenger RNA, 607 nt
Organism: Anastrepha obliqua
Lineage: Eukaryota; Metazoa; Arthropoda; Insecta; Diptera; Tephritidae
Gene: Apf
Product: bis(5'-nucleosyl)-tetraphosphatase [asymmetrical]
Exons: 2
Coding region: 80-499 (139 amino acids)
Biological process (GO): AMP biosynthetic process; ATP biosynthetic process
Molecular function (GO): bis(5'-nucleosyl)-tetraphosphatase (asymmetrical) activity
Source: RefSeq, a predicted model, not a curated record
CUUGUUUACGUUUUCUUGCCGCUGUAUUUCCCAAAACAUUCACUUUUACAAUUUCCAUUUUGACCACUUACCCAUUCCAAUGGCUAGACGUGCUGCAGGCUUGGUAAUAUUUCGGCGGGUUACUCAACAGAUUGAGUAUCUGUUAUUACGCGCAUCUUAUGGCGAUUUCCAUUGGAGUUCACCUAAGGGUCACGUCGAUCCAGGCGAAGACGACUUUACAACAGCUUUACGGGAGACUAAAGAAGAAGCCGGAUAUUCAGAGGAAGAUUUAAUAAUUUUUAAGAAUAAAUCUAAAGUACUGAACUACACAGUAAAAGGGAAGCCAAAAGUAGUUGUCUAUUGGCUAGCUCAAUUAAAAAAUCCCGCCCAAGAACCGAAAUUAUCCGAUGAGCACACUGAAAUGAUGUGGCUACCGAAAGAUGCCGCAAAAGAUAUUAUUGGUUAUAAAGAAAACCAGGAAAUGAUUGAAGAGUUUCACGAAUUCAUACUAGGGCUAUAAAAAUUUCCUCGAUUUGACUGUUGUAUGUAUUUUAUAGGCCUAAAGCAAAAGCAAAAUACAAUAGGUAACAGAAAUACCCUAUAAGCGAUAAGCACGAACCCUUCAAAA